Molecule: messenger RNA, 1476 nt
Organism: Malassezia japonica
Lineage: Eukaryota; Fungi; Basidiomycota; Malasseziomycetes; Malasseziales; Malasseziaceae
Gene: TAL1
Product: transaldolase
Exons: 3
Coding region: 1-1476 (491 amino acids)
Biological process (GO): regulation of transcription by RNA polymerase II; carbohydrate metabolic process; pentose-phosphate shunt, non-oxidative branch
Cellular component (GO): cytoplasm; mediator complex; intracellular anatomical structure
Molecular function (GO): transaldolase activity; transcription coregulator activity
Source: RefSeq, a predicted model, not a curated record
AUGAGCGCAGCGCGGCGCGACGACGGCGGCGCGUCGCCCAUGUCGGGAGCUGGUGCGUCGCCCGCGUCCGAGUCAGAUUCUGCCGGAGAUACCGCCGACGAUCUCCUUGCGCGCCUCUUGCAGUGUGACGAGCAGCUGGCCGAGCUGCUCCAAACCGCGUCCUCCGCCGUAUGUGCGCUGGCGCCCGAUGCGGCCGACGAUACCCCCUCUGAAAACAAAGGAACGUUUGAGGAUCAUACACAGCACUGGUUUUCUACGCUAAAUGAUGUGCAGCUCGCGCUUCGCGAAGCGGCGCAUGCGCUGCGGCACGCGCGUCUUCCUCCCCUCACUCCCCCCGCCGUGGCGCUAGCCCGUCUGAGUGGCGAGGCAGGCGUCGCGGGCCCCGCACAUGCGCUCUCUGCCGAGACCCCGUGGAGUCUCUCGACGCUGCGCCUGCGCGAGGCGGCCUGGCGCCACGUGGCGACGUCGCUUCGCGAUGCGGCCCACCGUGCCUCGGCCGAGGACGCUGCCACGACUCUGGACGCCCUGAAGCAGUACACCAACGUUGUCUCCGACUCGGGUGACUUCGAGUCCAUCGACGCGUACAAGCCGCUCGAUGCGACGACCAACCCCUCGCUCAUCCUCGCUGCGGUGAAGGAGGAGAAGUACGCCAAGCUCAUCGACCCUGCGGUCGAGUACGCCAAGAAGCAGAGUGGCAACAAGGACCAGCAGGUCGAGGCUGCGGUCGACCGUCUGCUGGUCCUCUUUGGUCAGGAGAUCCUCAAGAUCAUCCCCGGCCGUGUCUCGACGGAGGUCGACGCCCACCUCUCGUUCGACACCCAGGGCACCAUUGAGAAGGCCAAGCAGCUCAUUGCGCUGUACGAGUCGCAGGGCAUCUCGAAGGACCGUGUCCUGGUCAAGAUCGCCUCGACCUACGAGGGUAUCAAGGCUGCUGCCGAGCUCGAGGCCAAGCACGGCAUCCACUGCAACCUCACCCUGCUCUUUGGCUUCUGCCAGGCGGUGGCGUGCGCGGAGGCCAAGGUGACUCUCAUCUCGCCCUUCGUCGGCCGCAUCCUCGACUGGUACAAGAAGAACAAGCCCGAUGGCAACUACGACGGCGCCAACGACCCUGGUGUCGAGUCCGUGAAGCACAUCUACGAGUACUACAAGCAGCAGGGUGUCGAGACGAUCGUCAUGGGUGCCUCGUUCCGCAACACCUCGGAGAUUGAGGAGCUCGCUGGCUGCGACUACCUCACCAUCUCGCCGGGCCUCCUCGAGAAGCUCAAGGCGGACUCGAAGCCCCUCGACCGCAAGCUCUCGGUCGAGAAGGCCAAGGCUGCCAAGGCCAUCCCCAAGGUCGAGUACCUGCAGCACGAGCAGAAGUUCCGCAUUGCCCUGCUCAACGAUGAGAUGGCCUUUGACAAGCUCCACGAGGGUAUCCGCAAGUUUGCCGCCGACGCGCAGACCCUCAAGGGCAUCAUCGAGAAGAAGUUCUAA